GUGGUUUGAGCGCUGGAGUCCAACUCCGGGAAAGCGGGCUCCGAAGCCUGGCUCGGCCGUGGCAACCCAGUGGGUGACUUUGGGCCAGUCACACACUCUCAGCCUCAAGGGCAAAGCUCCCCGUGAGGAAGGCCCUUGUCCGGGGCCCGCGGGAGGGGGGCCCCAACUGGGCAAGACCUCGGAGGCCCGCCGCCAUCGCGGGGGGUCGCAAAGGUUCCAAGGGACACUGAAGCGGUUUCCCCGCGCGCUUUGGGGCCUGAGGCAGGUUGCCUCCGAAGCCUCACUGAAGGCCUUAAAUAAGGCUCUAUAGCCUCCAGGGCACUGCAGGCCAUCCUCAGGGGAGAGAUUAACGAGCCUGGAGUUUUAAACAACGGUUGGGAGAAGGCAAAGGGACCGAGGGCGGCCUCUUCCCCACCCAGCGCCGGAGGAGGCGCCCAGGCGGCGGUUUCUCCUUCUCCUCCCAGAGAGAGAGGCCCGCCGCGCGGGAAGCGAAAAAGCCGAGGCCGACGGACGGCAGCAGCUGAACGACUGGGUUGCGGUGAAUGAGAAAGAGAUCCUUCACUCCUGUGGAACAUCUCAACUGUACUUUGAAAUUAUCCACAGUCUUCCUCCAAACCACCUGGUAGAAUCCUUUACCCAGAGUCCUUAUGAAUUCCUCAUUGGCCCUUGGCACUCUACCUCAGAAUUCAACCUCUGAACCAGACAGCAUGACCAUUCAGAGGCAGAGGAAAGAACUCCAGCUGUUAAUUGCAGAACUGAAAGAUCGUGAUAAAGAGCUCAAUGAAAUGGUCACUGUCCAUCAGAGGCAGCUGUUGGCUUGGGAGGAUGACCGUCAAAAAUUCUUGACAUUGGCAGAACGGUGCAGCAGGCUGGAGAAUGAGCUGCACAAGAGAAAUGAAAUGAUAACAACCCUAACCAGAAGAUUAAAACUCCUUGAAUCUCAGCAGAAUGAUCGCAAGAUGACCCUUGAGAACACCCAGCAAAAGCUCCAGGACUUGUCUAAAAAAGCAUCUGACACAUCGCUUCACUGCCAGGCCCUUGAGGACAAAAACCAAGCCCUCAAUUCUUUAGUGAUGGAACUCUCUAGUAAAGUAGGGCAGCUGCAAGCCAGAGAACAGGAGCUGCUUACAGUGCUAAAGCUAAAGGAUAAUGAUAUACUUGAGGCAAGCAAUCACAUUUCUGAAUUUAUGUGUAAAUUUAAAAAGUUGGAAAAUGCUUUGCGAGCAGCAAGGAUGGAAGAAGCAAACGUCAACAAGGAGAAACAGGAUUUUAUAGUUAGAGUGAAGCAACUUACGUUGGAAACAAACAGAUUAAAAAGUGAUCUCAGUGAAAAAACAAAAGAAAGUAAUGAAAAGAGGGAGGAAAUCAUACGCCUCAAGCAAGAAAAUGGUUUUCUGAACAAUGAAUUACUGCUUAGUGCUGAGAGAGCAAACAGAAGAGACCAACUUCUUCAGUCUGCCAAAUCUAAACAACGACGGACAGACACAGAACUGAGCAAUCUGCGACAGAUCUAUGUGAAGCAGCAACGAGAUCUGCAGUUUCUGCAUUUCAGCAUGGAGAGUUCCCAGGAAAUAAAGCAGAAGCCUAAGCCAGAGGUACAGGAGACGAGCAGAGAGAUGGUUUUGUCCGAUCUCAAGAUUAGCAGUGACAGAGACACAGUCUGUAGUGAAAUCAGUCAGAAGAUGCAUACCGGGCUCCUGUAUGUUCCCAGCUCUAGUUCGAAAAAUAUCAGCCAGAUAUGCAAAGCUAAGAGUAAACAGCAAACAGGACUUGAGGAGAGACAGCCAGCAAGCUUGGGUCAGCUUCAGGAAGGGCUGUUCCAUGGGCAAAGAACUGCUAAGGAAGCGUCAAAACAGAGUAGCUUGUUGAAUGCUGGGGAGACAGAUCGGAGACCUGCCGCCCAUUCGGAGAGCCCAUGGAAGCCAGAAGGCAAGGAGAUGUCUCAGGCCGUAGAACCAAACUGCGACACAUCUUUACUAAAUCAGCAUUGCCUUGAACUGAAUUCAUGUGUGGAGCUUGCAAACUGCCAGAACUGCAAGCGGAGGCUCUGCAACAAGUCCCACGGGGAUUGUAAAGAUAUGGAGACAGAUACAGCUGGCAUUCAGUGUGGUCAAAAUCCCAACAAGCCUCUCAGUUCAGUUACAUCACUAGAAUUGGGCUGCUGCUCCUGCAACUUCUUAAGCAAAGCUGCACCAUACCAGCCAGGAGGUGACAUGAAAUGGAUGCAGAUUUUCAGGCCUGUAAAAGGAGGAGGAGGCGCUUUUUCCAGCUGUCCUCUGGCUGCUCAUGGGAUUAGAAGUGACAAGUCUAAAAGUGACCACGAUGUGGGCCUGAAGUUUUCGGAUUUGGAUGCUCCUUGCUUGACAUCAACUCAAAAGACAAGUGAGUCCGACGGACACGAGAAAUUCUUCAACACAGAGUUCCCUUUGCAGCUUAUGAAUGUAACCGAUGACCAGGCAGCCAAUGGAUGUGGCCAUCCUACCAUCUCUCAUGAUUCCUGCUCACCCAGCAGUAAGCUCCAGAGAUUGCUGGCAGAGUCACAACAGAUGGUAGCAGAUCUGGAGCUCACCAACCUGCUUGGAGCCAGCCCUUUCUGCAGUCCUAAGAGCAGCCAACAUGAGGUCACAGAAUAUACUGACUCCCUUUGCAAAGUGAGACUGCCAGAGGAGAAAAGCAAGACAAAGCUUUCUCUUCAUUCUUUAUGACCUCCAUGUGAGCCAUGUUGCCUUUUCCAUCAGUGUUUGUUUACUUUGCCCAGCAGAGAUCCAGUGUGAAGAGUACAAAUACUUGAACUAAUGCAUACAUGUGUAGUGCUCAAGGUGUAUUUGGAAAACAGUACAUUUUGUCUGAGACAACAUAUGCAAAAGCGGUAUCACAAUUAGUUUUUACAUGUUGAACGUAUUGGCUGGGAUAUCCCUGGUGCUAUAUGCCAGCAUAACUGGCAGCUGGUGUCAUGCCUGUACUCUUUGGACCUUGCAGAAGUAGAUAUCCACUACCUCUUUCCACAAGGUCCCCGUUCUGGUGCACAGCAACACUGAUCAGCUACAGGAGUGUCCCUGGGCUUGAUCUACUGUAGCUAUUCUUGAGCACAGAGGGAGGUAAGAGCAGCCUUAUGCUUCAGGCUGAGGCUGCUCCUUCCCUCAGUAUUGUGUGCCUUGGGGAGACAGAAUUACACACAGUGCCUCCUCCCCAGCUGUUGUGGUGUACUUGUUAUUGUGCAGUCUCUGCCAUCUCCUGUAAGGCUAUCGAGACUUGUAUUCUUACACCAAGAUCUUGGCCAUAAUCUUGUUACGGCCAACAAAUUCAGUGUAUUUGCAAGUGAGGAAGAUAUAACAGGCAAAUGAAUGGAGUUGGGGUGGCUAUCUAGUUUCCACCCAUGAGCUUUUAUUUAUUAUGUUUAUAUCCCAGUGUUCUCCCAGUGAGCUCCAGGUGGCAUACAUGGCUCUCCUUAUCCUCACAACAAUCCUAUGAGGUUGAUCAGAGUGACUGACUGGCCCAGGUCACGCAGUGAGUUUCGUGGCUCAGUGGGAAAUAGAAUCCAGUUUCCCAAAACCCAAAAUCCCAGUCUGAUCACUGACUGUUAAGGCCUGCAGAACUCCCUGGGCUCUGCCAGUGCCAUGCACAUACACUGAAAUGUCAUGGCAGCAUCUGGGAGUAGGAAAGAGGUUUCAGUGCAUGACGUGCACCCGUCAUAUGCACCCAAACAGUAUAAGUCCACAAGCCCAGCCAUUAUGUUCUGCCAACGUUUAGGCAUAGUUGCAGAGGAGUUUAGGAAAAUGUUAAAGAAAUGCGAAAAAUGUGACACUGAGCCUUUGGCAUCUCUGGCAUGCCUCAUGGCUUGCAAAUCCUGAUGAUCCUGCUGUCGGCGGUCAAGGUGAAAUAUCUUCAUCUGCAUGGAAACUCCUGAAAUGCCAGCUGUUUGUGGAGCAAUGGAAGGAAAUGUUUCUGGCACUGACACAAAGAUGGCUUUGAGGGAAACAGCUCAUCCUGUGAAGUAAAUAUACUUUUUUUAAAAUUUCCCCAGACAACUCUGGCAGUGUUUUUCCAUGUGCAGAGAAACAGACGGGUCAUAAAACAACAAAACCUGAAACUGACUUCCAGUGUGCAGUUUCAACAUGUUUUCCUUCAUCAAAGUUGGUCUCUUUUUAUGUUCUUUGAACAACAGCUGCCCUGUGUUUUGUCUGCAAGAGCAAAGAAAACACUCAUGCUGUAAGGGCACACUUUCUUGAACAUGGAAGAUCAAUAUAUAGUGUAUUAAACUCAGGGGAUGAUCACACACAUAUACACACAUGCCCACAUGCCUUGUACUAAAAUGAUUUCAUAGCAGAUCUGUGCUCAGAUUACCUGCUACUGUAUUUUUAGAAGGUUAUUUAUGUGAUUGUUCAUUCAGAGAGAUUUCAGAAGCGAGAAAUACGUUUUCUUGGCUUUUCUCUUUUUGUACAAUUGUAUUUACAUUAUGAAACUCGAUAAUUCAUUUUUAUUCAGUGUUGGAUCCAUUCAUCCCUUACAUUAUUUGUGAAGUAUUUUUGACAGGCCCAGUUCUAAUUCAGCUUUCCCUAAUCUAGUGCCUUACAGAUCUGUUCGUUUAAAAUUCCUGUGGGACACAACACCUGGUUGGGAUGACAGAUUUUUAUGUUGCUUCCUGAAAUAUAUGUAUCUUUAUUAUAUCUUGGGAAAGUCAAGUUUUUGGACUACAGCUUCCAGAAUCCCUAAACACUG
This is a messenger RNA of Sceloporus undulatus (fence lizard), 4719 nucleotides long. RefSeq names its product coiled-coil domain containing 62 (gene CCDC62). NCBI's taxonomy places the organism in Eukaryota, Metazoa, Chordata, Lepidosauria, Squamata, Phrynosomatidae. The record is from RefSeq and is a predicted model, not a curated record. The transcript has 13 exons. Bases 648 to 2705 code for a protein of 685 amino acids.